This is a messenger RNA of Lagenorhynchus albirostris (white-beaked dolphin), 4049 nucleotides long. RefSeq names its product TNFAIP3 interacting protein 2 (gene TNIP2). Gene Ontology annotation, molecular function: K63-linked polyubiquitin modification-dependent protein binding. The record is from RefSeq and is a predicted model, not a curated record. The coding region runs from base 2465 to 3904 and encodes 479 amino acids. The transcript is spliced from 6 exons. Gene Ontology annotation, biological process: cellular response to lipopolysaccharide; regulation of transcription by RNA polymerase II. Lineage: Eukaryota; Metazoa; Chordata; Mammalia; Artiodactyla; Delphinidae.
GGUUAUGUGCUCAUUUUGGUUCCGAGGUCUGUGUGCCUGUGUUGUGUUUGAGGGUUAUGUGUGUCCAUGUUAAUUCUAAGGCGUAUGUGUUUGUGUUGGUUCUGAGGUAUGUUUGUGUGUGUUGGAGUCUGAGGAGUGGAGUCCUGUUGGUUCUCGGGUGUGUGUGUUCAUGUUGUGUCUGUGGGUUAUGUGUCUGAGUGGUUCUCAGUGGUGUGUCUGUGUUGGCUGUUGAGGGUGUGUGUCUGCUCUGAAGGGCGUCUCUGCAUGUGUUGGGUUCUGAGCAGUGUGUUCCCGUAUGGGUCUGAGGAGCGUGUACCCCGCUGGUUUCUGAAGGGUGUAUGCCUCCAUGUUGGGUUCUGAGUGGUGUGUGUGUGUGUGCGCACACGCCUGCCUUGAGUUCUGAGGGUAUGUGUGCCUGUUUGGACUCUGAGAGGUGUGUUUGUGUGUUGGGUUCUGAAGGUUGUCUGUCUCUGGUGGUUUUGAGGGUUGUGUGUGUGCUGGUGUUAAAACUGAUGGUUGUGUACCAGGUGAGUUCAGAGGGGUCUGCUCCCAUGUCGGGGAGGAGGGGAACGUGUACCUUUCUUGGGUCUGAGGGUUGUGUGUCUGUGUUGGGUUGUGGCGUGUGUACCUGUGUGGUAUAUGAGGUGUGCAAGCACUUGAAUUGGGUUCUGAGGGGUGUGUUCACCUGUGUUGGGUCUUCAGUUUGUGCCCGUUUUGGGUUCUGAAGGAUGUGUGUGCAUGAUCAGUUCUGAGGGGUCUGUUGCCGUGCUGGGUUUUGAAGAGUGCGAGUGCCUACAUUGGGCUCUCAGGGGUGUGUGUGUGUCCAUGCUGGGUCUGAAAGGUGUGUGUACCUUUCUGAGGGGUGUGCGCCUGUGUGGGUCUUAGGGAUGAGUGUGCAUGCUAUUUGUAUUUGGGGCGUGUGUGCACCUGGAAGGUUCUGUGUACGUGUGUGUUCAUGUUGAGUUCUGCAUUGUGUGCGCAGACAUUGGGGCUGGGUGUGUGUGUGGGACAUGCGUAUAGGCUCCUGGUGUGUGUGUCUGAGUUGGGUUCUUGGGUGUGUUUGUGUUGGGUUGGGUUCAGGGCCACAUGAGCCAUAGUUAUGUUCUGGAUCUCCUUUAGCCCCAGCUGUGAAUGUAUCUUUCGGUAGUAACACUCCUGCUCUGCUGGGAGUGGUGACAAGAGUGGGAGCCUGCCAGUGUGUCUGAUAAUAGACUUAAAUCCUUAUUUUUCCUCCUUCAUAUCCUUGUCAGCGAUAUUAUGUCUAUCUGUGUGAAAUAUUAAACACCCAGAUCAGGAGCGAGAGUAACAGUAUUUUUCUACAACAGUUUGGAAGUGCCCCAAACAUUCUGGUGAACUCUGGUCUGUUAUCCCAUUCAGUGCAGAGCUGUUAUCUGGGUUUUCCCAGGAAAGGAAUUAGGCCUGCAAAAGACAAUUUUCACUUCCAGGCUUGACCCUGCAGCCGGAUUUUAGAGUGAAAAAGAGGCACGCCUUUUUUUCUUUUAAUAAAAGUAAUUUUGAAUAUCUGAAAAAUAGAGGAAAGAAUAAAGAAUAAGAUAACCACCACCAUCCCACCACAGAGAGAUGACCACAGAGCCUAAUCUCGUGGCCUCUUCCCUGCCUUUCAUUUAACCAUAGGGUAUGUAUCUACUUGGCGUGUUUGAGCUGUCUAUACAGUUUUACUUAAUACCAUGUCAAUAUUUUCUCAUCUGCAUCAUUUUAAAUGCCUUUAGAAGCCAGAUGUCUUCCUCGCUCCAGCUGUCUCCCUUUUCCUGGGCAAGGUGGAUUAUUACUCAUCAGGGCAGAAGGAAGUCACCUGGUCUGCACCCCUGAUCUUAGUGUCAUGGACACCAGGAGCCAUAGAUGAGUGUAGAUUGGGGACCAGAGCACAUCCUACCCAGAACAGGACUCCGCUUGCAGUCUGGUGGCCAUUGGUGCUCAGCUGGCAUGUGUCCCAGCAUCCUGUGGCCCCAGAGCCUCUAACCAAAGUGCAGACAGAGCCAGGUCUGUCAUCCUAGUACUACUGGUCCUUUCAGCGUAGGUUGUUUUUUUUUUCUGUCUGCGUUGGGUCUUCGUUGCUGCGCGCGGGCUUUUUCUGGUUGUGGCGAGCGGGGGCUACUCUUCGUUGCGGUGCGCGGGCUUCUCGUUGCAGUGGCCUCUCUUGUUGCAGAGCAUGGGGUCUAGGAGUGUGGGUCUCAGCAGUUGCAGCGUGAGGGUUUAGUAGUUGCGGCAUGCGGGCUCUAGAGCGUGCAGGCUUCAGUAGUUGUGGCUCAUGGGCUCCAGAGCGCUGGCUCAGUAGUUGUGGCGCACGGGCUUAGUUGCUCCGCGGCAUUUGGGAUCUUCCCGGACUAGGACUCGAACCAGUGUCCCCUGCAUUGGCAGGCAGAUUCCUGACCACUGCACCACCAGGGAAGUCCCUCAAUCUGAACCAUGCAGGAUCUUAGUUCCUUGACCAGGGAUUGAACCCAUGCCCCCUCCAGUGGAAGUCCUCCUUGUCUUGUUCUUGAUCUUAGAGGAAAAGCUUUCAGUCUUUUACCACGGGGAAAUCGAGAGACUUUCCGAGCAACUAGAAGAAAAAGAGAGGGAGACGAAGCAGCUGAUGAGCCAGCCGGAGCCGGAGCAGAAGGAAGUGGCCCUGCUGAGGAGAGGCGCGGCCCAGAAGGGGCGGGCCCCGGCCGCCAGCGACAUCCUGUGCCGCUCGCUGGCCGACGAGACGCAUCAGCUGCGCAGGACGCUGGCCGCCACCGCCCACAUGUGUCAGCACCUGGCCGGGCGUCUGGAUGCACGCCAGCGCGCAGGGGGGGACGCGGGGGAGAGGAGCCCCGAGCCAGCGUGUGCAGAUGGGGACGGCUCUGUCCACGCGGUUGUUGCGAAGUUACGGGAGGAGAAUCGACUGUUGAAGCAGAAGGUGACUCACGUGGAAGACCUCAAUGCCAAGUGGCAGCGCUACGACGCCAGCAGGGAUGAGUACGUGAGGGGACUCCACGCACAGCUGAGAGGGCUGCAGGCCCCCCUCGAGCCUGAGAGGCCCUCCCCGCCCGAGCUGAUGAGGAAGGAGAUCUCCCGGCUCAACACACAGUUGGAGGAGAAGAUCAAUGACUGUGCAGAAGCGAGGCGGGAGCUGGAGGCCACAAGGAGGGCCCGGGACGCCGCGCUGGAGCGGGUGCAGAUGUUGGAGCAGCAGAUCCUCGCGUACAAGGACGACUUCACGUCGGAGAGGGUUGACCGGGAGCGGGCUCAGAGUAGGAUCCAGGAGUUGGAGGAACGGGUGGCCUUGCUGCAGCGCCAGGUACCCUGCAAACAGGUAGAAUGGAGGCCCAUCUCCUCCGGUCCAGGCUGGGCGUUUUCUUCGUGUUCCUUUCAUCGGUUUCAAUCCCUUUCUGCGUCUGCCGAGACCCUGAUUCUGUGCUCCGGGCAGAGCCAUGGUGCCCGGUGCCUGGGGCCUGGUGGCAGAAAACCUCCCGUCGUACCGUGUGUGUCUGUAGAGGAUGUUGGCGUGGUGGCGUGUGACCUCAGGGGUGGCUGUCGGGCCUGUCCUGCACCCAGAGGGCGCGUCCUGGGCCUCAGGCUCCCUACUGGGAGCUUCGUGCACGUGUGUCCCCUCCUCGCUGUGCUGCAGGGACCCUGGUCGCCCUGUCACACACACGCAGCCCCUGAGGCUCCAGGCGUCUGCUGGCGCCCCCCAGCUCACAGCCCCUGUGCACGGAGAUGGGCCGUGCAGGCGGGCAGGCCCCGCAGCUCACUCUGGGCUCCGUGCCGCCCCGCCACAGGGGGUGCUUCUUGGGAGGCCGGGCCUGGGUGGGAACUGACGGUUUCUCACUGCAGGACCCGGGCGCCCACACGCCUCUUCCCUGUUCCUCCCUGGUUCCGCCCAGAGCACCCGAUACACAUCCUCCUGAGGGGCUAGCACCCUGGCGGGGCGGGGAUGCCGAGCUUACCCCGGAACCACCCUUCGUGGUUGGUGGGAGCCAUCCUCAGUGCCCCAUCCUGCGUGGCUGUGGACCCCACUGGUGGACAGAAGGGUGGCCCGGCCUGCCGAGGCCCGGGGCCUG